AUGGCUGAUGUAAAUGAAAAGGAUGACGUUUCAAAAUCUAACUCAAGUCCCAAAGAGGAUGGGGCUCAAAUAGUUCUUAUACCAUCAACUGUAUCAAGUACAUCAAUAGUGCUUGUGGAGAAAACUAUGGCACGUCCUGGAAGUACAAACGGUAUGGAAGACGGAAAUUCUCUGGUAGGACUUGAGAUAGACAAAGGACACAAAAAAGAAAUAUCUUUAACAGAAGGAGAAACAGACGAUGCCCAAGCUGUCACAGAAGUUGCAGAAAGAGAAAAUGAUGAGAAGACCAAAGAACAUAUAACUGGGGAAAAUUUGGGUGGGAAUUUAAAGGGAAAAGGAAGUAAACGUAGGAAGGGGAACAAAAAGAAGAUGGCAGCACAAAAGGCUUCUGAGAUGGUGAUUGGGGAUUCAAAUGAAGGAAAUGAAACAGUAGCAAGUAUAGGUGAAAGACUUACAAUAGAUGAACAUCAUGACAAAGAAAAGGCUAUUGGGGAAGAAUCAUCACACGAGGAAGAUGCUGCCAGAGAAGUUGCAGAAAGAGAAAAAGACGAGAAGACCAAAGAACAUAUAAAUGGGGAAAAUUUGUGUGGGAAUUCAAAGGGAAAGGGAAAUAAGCGUAGAAAUGGGAACAAAAAGAAGAAGGUUGCACAAAAGGCUUCUGAGAUGGUGAUUGGGGAUGCAAAUGAAGUAAAUGCAACAAUAGCAGCUAAAAAUGGACUUACAAUAGAUGAAAAUCAUGACAAAGAAAAGGCUAUAGGGGAAGAAGCAACACAUGAGGAUGUCAAAGAAGCUUCAAUUAAAGGAGAAGCUGAGGAGAAAUCUGAGGAGAAGAAAAAAGGAGAAAAAUUAGGCAAUGGUUCCAAUAGAAGGGGAAGGAGACCUAGGAGGAACAGGAAGAAGGAGGUUGCACAAAAGGCUUCUGAGAUAGCCGUUGUGGAUGGAGAUAAGUCAGAAUCCUCUAGAAAAAAGAAGGCUUUAGAAAAGGUUAAGAGCAUGGGAAUGGUGUUUAUGUGUAGUUCGAAAACAAAAGCUGACUGCUUCCGUUACAAAAUUCUUGGGCUGCCUGCAGGCAAGAAAGAUCAGGUAGCAAAGGUCUAUAAAGGGAUGAGGCUGUUUUUGUUUGAUGUUGAUCUGAGAUUGAUGUAUGGGAUUUUCAAAGCUGCGGGAGCAGGAGGUUUUAACAUUGAACCAAAGGCGUUCAAGUCGGCAUUUCCAUCUCAAGUUCGAUUUACUGUGAUGCAGGAUUGCUUGCCAUUGGCAGAGGAAAUUUUUAGGAAUGUCAUCAAAGAAAACUACUAUAGUAGGAACAAAUUUGAUUGUCAACUGAAUGCGCAGCAGGUGACGAAGUUGUGUAAACUUUUUGUUGCUGCGAAAAGUGGCCCCAGUCCACAAAAGGCCAUAAAAAAUCAUCGAAGUGGGGCAGAUGAAAGUCGUAGAAGUAGACAAGGUGCUCACAUAGCUAGAGACGGAAAGAAACGCAAAAGGUGGUCCCCGGAGGAAGAGACGCAACCCCACCCUCCUUCGGGUCGGGAGCGAAAAAGGUACCAAGACUAUGGUCAGCCCCAUGUUAGAUAUGAACGGGAGGCUUUUCCUUCUCCGGUGCGCCCUGUUGCAAGAUACCUUCCACCGCCACCUCCGGAGGAGCUGGCUCCUGUGAGGUCAUAUGGCUACGAGAGUGCAUACUCUUAUGCACCAAGGCACCAUGAUGAGAUGGUUAGUCGGUCCUACCGUGUUCUAGAUACAGAACCAAGGCACCAUGAUGAGAUGGUUAGUCGGCACCAAGAGCACGAUAGGGAACAUCAUCACUUGUAUGGCAGAGAGCCUCUUACAUACCGUGAUGAUGGGUACCCCUUCGUAGGCCAAAGAGUCGAAUACCAUCACCAUCCAGCAGCAGCUGCUGUAUUGCCAUCACACUACCGCCUUGUAAGCAGAGAGUAUCCUCCUCCUUCUGCAACACAACCAACAGAGUAUCGUCUUUCAGGAGGCUUGCAAGCGGCUGGAUAUCGUGAUGUGGGCCAUGCAUCCGAGUAUCGUUCUUCCACAGCUUCAUUUCUGGAAUACCAUACUCGUGGUCGUCCUUCUCGUUAUGGAUAUUAG
Messenger RNA from Cynara cardunculus var. scolymus (artichoke), 2097 nucleotides. RefSeq lists its product as uncharacterized. NCBI's taxonomy places the organism in Eukaryota, Viridiplantae, Streptophyta, Magnoliopsida, Asterales, Asteraceae. The record is from RefSeq and is a predicted model, not a curated record. The transcript is spliced from 3 exons. Bases 1 to 2097 code for a protein of 698 amino acids.